AUGGCGAACAUGCGUGGGGGAGGGCGACUGGCUUGCCCUUUCGUGCUCCCAUUCGCCCCUUUCUCUCUCGACUCCCUCUCCUCUCGCCGCCGACCAGCCGAUGCCCGUCCUCGUCGAUUUGCCGCUGCGUUCUUCAGGUGGGAAGAGAAGAGGAGGAGCGAGCAGGUCAGGCGGCGUCCAUGGCGCUCGCAGAUCCGCCGGCGCCGUCGUCUGACCUCCACCGACCUCGCCUCCGCCAUCCACCCAACUCCUCGCUCCUCUCUCGCCGCCGGCCGCUCCCCUCAUCUCCCGUCGCCGGGAUCCGCCACAACCGCACCCUCCCCUCCCCUCUCCUCUCACCACAAGGAGAAGGAGGACACAGAUCGGGCAAGCCAAGACGCCGGCCAUGGCGCUCCCAUCACAUCCAUCCGUCAAGGGGGGUCGACCAAGGCGGACUGCUGCUUUCUUCCUUCCUCCAGCGCUCGCUCCUCAACUCAAGCCCAACAUCCACCACCACCGCCGCUGGUUCGGUUCUGCCACCGUUGUCAAGCAUCUGCUUUGUCGUUCACGCCAUGCAGACCUGCUCCGACGUUGCUACUCCUCAAGCACAAGAGACAGCAACAUCACCAGCGCCCAACGCUAGCCGCACCUCAGACCCGAGAUGGCGCACAAGCUUGGUGUGAAUGGUUCCUCUCCUCUGCUCUCUCUACACAAACAUUACUUUGUUUGUGCUUUACUUCUCGUCAGUUGCAGAACCACUAUCGAAGUCAAAACUGCUGCAAAACCGAACCAGGAUGUUUUCAAACAAAAUGCCACCAAUCUGGGACAUUAUUAGCUUCAAAGUACCAAGUGGGUAGGCUCUCGGUGAAUAUGUCGACUUCUUGCGCUCCUAAUAUAUGCGGUUUUACUUAUGCCUGGUUUCAUAAGAGGAUUCAUCUAUGAAGCCUGAGAAAGUACGCGUCGCUGGGGGUCUCCAUGGUUGCUGCCGACCGGAUGUCACCACCGCUGCCGAUGUCGUCGUCGCCCUAACCACUGUCCCGCAACACAGUGCUUAGGAGAAGGAGAGGCAUGGUCGUAGCCACAUAAACAGAUGAGGAAGAGGUGAGCUGUCGCUAGCCCCUAGUGGCGUGCUGCAUCUCCCAUCGGUGCUUGCGACAGGAGAACCACACCCCUGGCCUCUUCAUCUACGCCUCGGUUGUUGUCUCCCCAAGCAACGCCAAAGGCAACAAUAGCAAG
Molecule: messenger RNA, 1215 nt
Organism: Triticum dicoccoides
Lineage: Eukaryota; Viridiplantae; Streptophyta; Magnoliopsida; Poales; Poaceae
Exons: 8
Coding region: 1-921 (306 amino acids)
Source: RefSeq, a predicted model, not a curated record